Molecule: messenger RNA, 1693 nt
Organism: Nannospalax galili (Upper Galilee mountains blind mole rat)
Lineage: Eukaryota; Metazoa; Chordata; Mammalia; Rodentia; Spalacidae
Gene: Asic5
Product: acid sensing ion channel subunit family member 5
Exons: 11
Coding region: 24-1622 (532 amino acids)
Biological process (GO): sodium ion transmembrane transport
Cellular component (GO): membrane
Molecular function (GO): ligand-gated sodium channel activity
Source: RefSeq, a predicted model, not a curated record
GGUGGCCUCUUGUCAGUCUGCAAAUGCCCAUAGCUGGUUCUAUCAAUGUUUUUGCUUUGCGGAGCCACAAAAUGAAUAUUGUUACUGAUGAAAACUGGAUGCACCCUGAGGACUUGGGCUCACUGACAGCAAAAAUGGAUCAGUUCGAGAAAGCAAAAGUCCAUGCUAAGAAAGGACUCUUAGAAAAGAUCAAGAUUCACCUUUCAAAGAAACGGCUACCAUCUCCAACUGACCGAAAGAAGUUUGAUCAUGACUUUGCCAUCUCCACUUCCUUGCAUGGGGUAUACAAUAUUGCCCAGAACAAGAACAAAGCUCGCAAAGUGAUCUGGUUGUCUGUAGUUCUGGGUUCUGUCUCACUCCUUGUGUGGCAAAUCUAUAGCCGCUUGCUCAACUACUUCACAUGGCCAACUACAACAUCUAUAGAGGUUCAGUAUGUGGAGAAAAUCGAGUUCCCUGCUGUGACAUUUUGUAAUGUCAACAGAUUCCAAACAGAUGCUGUAGCCAAAUUUGGCAUCAUUUUCUUCCUGUGGGAUAUAGUCUCCAAAGUCCUCCGCCUCCAGGAAUUCAGUGCCAACACCACUGCCUCACCAGAGGCUUUUGAUUUUGUCACAAGCCACAAAAACUUCAGCAUUACAGACUUUGUCAAGAGCAAUGGGUUUUAUCUUAACAACACCACUCUGUUGAACUGUGAGUUUUUUGGGAUACCAUGUGGCCCAAAGGAUUUUAAACACAUCUUCACUGAAUAUGGAAAUUGCUUUACUUUCAAUCAUGGUGAAAAUAUCCAAGGAAAGCAUAAGAUCAGUGUCUCUGGAAGAGGCUUAAACUUGCUCUUCAAUGUUAAUCAGGAGGAGUUUACCGAUAACCCCGCCCUUGGGUUCAUGGAUUCCGGAAUCAUUUUUGUUAUCCACUCUCCAAAGAAGGAGCCACAGUUUGAUGGCUUGGGUUUGUCUUCGCCAGUGGGAAUGCAUGCACGGGUGACAAUCCGCCAGCUGAAGACAGUCCACCAGGAGUACCCGUGGGGAGAAUGCAAUCCAAACAUCAAGUUGCAGAGCUUCAGCAGCUACAGCACUUACGGUUGUCUGAAGGAGUGCAAAGCGCGGCACAUAGAAAAGCAGUGUGGGUGUUUGCCUUUUCUUCUUCCAGGAAAUGGCAUAGAAUGUAAGCUACAAAAAUACUUCAACUGUAUUUCUCCUUUUCUUGACUACAUUGAGUUGAAGGGACUGUGUACAAUGGGAACACACAACUCCAGCUGCCCUGUGUCGUGUGAAGACACUGAAUACCAGACCACUGUUUCUUAUUCUACUUUCCCAAGUCAGAAAGCAUUGAAAUUCCUUUCCAAUAAACUGAAUCAAAGUGAAGAAUAUAUCAGGGAGAAUCUUGUGAACAUUGAAAUAAAUUAUAGUGAUUUAAACUAUAAAAUAACACAGCAACAAAAAGCAGUAGGUGUACCCGAGCUACUUGCAGAUGUUGGUGGUCAGCUGGGUCUAUUUUGUGGAGCUAGCAUGAUUACCAUUAUGGAAAUAAUUGAAUAUGUAUUCACCAAUUUCUACUGGAUCUUCAUAUUCUUUUUGCUGAAAAUACUUGAAAUGAUCCAGCGGACUCCUCCAAUUCAGACAGUAUAGAAGAAUACUAACACUCUGUUAGAAUAAGUGUUGGGUUUUGUGUUAAAUACCAACAUAUAUACCAUGUCUUA